Messenger RNA from Naegleria lovaniensis, 2241 nucleotides. RefSeq lists its product as uncharacterized. NCBI's taxonomy places the organism in Eukaryota, Heterolobosea, Eutetramitea, Acrasida, Naegleriidae. The transcript has a single exon. The coding region runs from base 1 to 2241 and encodes 746 amino acids. The record is from RefSeq and is a predicted model, not a curated record. Gene Ontology annotation, molecular function: protein binding.
AUGGCUCUCUCUCUUCAAUCAUCGGAAGCAUCCAAAUCGCAAAUGAUGAUGGCAAUCCAUGCACAACUUAAUUUUCCGUAUGGUGUUUUUGUUUCAUCCAAUGAUGAAGUUUAUAUUGCAGAUACCUGGAAUCAUAGAAUUAGAAAAGUUAUGAAAAAUGGAAUGAUCACAACCAUUGCAGGAAAUGGAACUCGAGGAUAUAAUGGAGACAAUCAAUUGGCAACAAAUGCUCAACUCUAUCGUCCACACAGUGUUUUUGUUUCAUCUAAUAAUGAAGUUUAUAUUGCAGAUACCUGGAAUCAUAGAAUUAGAAAAGUUAUGAAAAAUGGAAUGAUCACAACCAUUGCAGGAAAUGGAACUGAAGGAUACAAUGGAGACAAUCGAUUGGCAACAAAUGCACAACUCAAUUAUCCAUCCUGUGUUUUUGUUUCAUCCAAUGAUGAAGUUUAUAUUGCAGAUAGAGGUAAUCAUAGAAUUAGAAAAAUAAUGAAGAAUGGAAUGAUCACAACCAUUGCAGGAAAUGGAACUCGAGGAUAUAAUGGAGACAAUCAAUUGGCAACAAAUGCUCAGCUUAAAGGUCCAAACAGUGUUUUUGUUUCAUCUAAUAAUGAAGUUUAUAUUGCAGAUAGCUGUAAUGAUAGAAUUAGAAAAAUAAUGAAGAAUGGAAUGAUCACAACCAUUGCAGGAAAUGGAACUGGAGGAUACAAUGGAGACAAUCGAUUGGCAACAAAUGCACAACUCUUUUAUCCAGAGAGUGUUUUUGUUUCAUCCAAUGAUGAAGUUUAUAUUGCAGAUACCUGGAAUCAUAGGAUUAGAAAAAUAAUGAAAAAUGGAAUGAUCACAACCAUUGCAGGAAAUGGAACUCGAGGAUAUAAUGGAGACAAUCAAUUGGCAACAAAUGCUCAACUCUAUCGUCCACACAGUGUUUUUGUUUCAUCUAAUAAUGAAGUUUAUAUUGCAGAUAGCUGUAAUGAUAGAAUUAGAAAAAUAUUACCCGCUAAUCAUAGGAUUAGAAAAAUUAUGAAAAAUGGAAUGAUCACAACCAUUGCAGGAAAUGGAAUUGAAGGAUACAAUGGAGAUAGCCCCUAUCAACCAUCCCUUUCACAUUUCUCUCCUUUCAUUUCACGCAUUUCGAAACAUGAAAGAGACAUGAUUCCCAACACCAAACUCAUUGUUUUUCAACCACUUUUUGAAAAACUUUGUCCUCAUUUUCAUUCCACCAUUUUGAAAGAUUUUAAUUUACUUUCUGACAUGUCUUGUCGUGAACUUGAAUUGAUUCAAAAUGUCAUUGAUUUUGUUUUAUAUGAUCCAGAUACGAUUGUGGAACCUAUAAUGAUUUCUGAAAUUAUUGAAUACUUGUACAUUUUGGGUCUUGCUCACGGUGAAUUCAUGGAAUUGAAAAACUAUUUAAUUUCGAUAUUAUUGGAGAAACACAUGAAAUCUGAUCAUGUCAUUGAUACAUUGUUGAUGAUUGAACAACACUUGACAAAACAACCCUCUCAUUCCAUCAUGACUAAGUUGAAGAAUUAUUGUUUGGAAUUUGUUCAAAUCAAAUUAAGAGAAGGAUUGAAUAUUAUGACAGACCCAAGAUUCAUUCCUUACAAUGUUGAAAUUCUUGAAAAAAGUUCAAUUACAAAGAUAUCUCCCAUCGUUCUUGAAGAGUCGAUUGAAAAUACAAUAUCACCAAACGAAAUGAUCAAGUCAUUGUGGAAUGACAAACGUACGAGUGACAUUCGAAUCAAACUCUCACACAAGAACGACCAUUCAUUUAUUUAUGGUCAUCGAACCAUAUUGAGUUCUCGUGGAAAACUUUUUGAAGCCAUGUUCAACAGUGGAUAUGAAUUGGAAGAUCUGAAAUAUGAUGAAAAAGAUGAAAUUUUGACACUCAUUCCUUCCACACCUGAAGAUGCAAUGAAUUUGGAAUAUAUUGUCAAAUAUUGUUAUGAUCAAUUGGAGCAGAUUGAACCAGAACAUGCCAUUUCACUCAUCUUGACAGCUUCAGCAAAUGAAAUGUCAGAAUUAGUUUCUCUUGCAUUCAAAUCCAUUCAAAUUGAUUGCAAUAAUUAUUUUGAAAUUGCCAAUUCAUUGGAUUUUGAAAAUGAUUUAUUUUCAGAAGUGAUUCAAAUCAUGAUUGAUUUUGGAGUGAAUCACAGAAAUGAAUUAUUCAAAGAAAAUUCUGAUCUUGAUCAAUUACCUGCUUCCCUUUCACACAAAUUGUUGAGAGAGUUUGAAAAUUUGUAA